Molecule: messenger RNA, 3768 nt
Organism: Vespula pensylvanica (western yellowjacket)
Lineage: Eukaryota; Metazoa; Arthropoda; Insecta; Hymenoptera; Vespidae
Product: hornerin-like
Exons: 7
Coding region: 133-3768 (1211 amino acids)
Source: RefSeq, a predicted model, not a curated record
UCUAUCUUGAUUGAACGACCUUUGUUACCAACGCGCAUAUAAAAGCUAGACCAGUUACUAACAUGGGUGUCAGAGUAAGCAAGUCCACCUUCGACUACACCUGUCAAUUCUCGAUUUUGUUCUGUGUUCAUUAUGAUCGCGAUCGCAACGAUUCUUGUAUUGAUCUUGAUCGGAUUCAACUAUGGAUCACCAACGAAAAUGGAAAGGAUGACAAUCUCGAAAACGAGUAUGGCCGACCUUGAGUCUUCUGCUACGGGUUACACGUACAAGCAAGAACAAGACUAUCCCGUGACCUACGUACAUUACACCAAUUAUGGGAACGGACGUUACUACGAUACACCAUUGCAUUAUGUCGUCCAUGGUAGUAGUGUGGGUACUGUUGCACCUGUUGCUGUAUCGGUUCCUCGAACGGUGGGUCUCUACGAAAAGCCUGUAAUCGCUUAUGCGAACGCAGGGCAGAAGCCGAGUUUCUACGUGCAACAACAAUUGCCUUACGUAAAGACGAGUAACGAUCACGUGGCAGGGCACGGUGUCUACAUUGUUUCACGAAAACCUUUGGCACCUUAUUACGUGCCUAUGAGUAAUGAAAAGGUAGAAGUAGAAGAUGGUAAUCAAGAUCAUACCGACGAGAAGAGUAAGAAAGAAAAUGACGAUGAAAAGCAAGAGUAUAACGAUGAACACGAAGACGAUGAUGAUGACGAUGAGGACGAUGAUGACGCCGGCAGUGGAUAUAACGAUGCUCGUGAAACUCAUUAUUCCUCGUUUCCAUCGAAAGGAUUAAAGUAUGUUCAUCUGGGACAUCCUCAAAAAAAUAUUGUAGAAUUAUAUGAUAAAGAUCAAGGUGAUUUUGUUAAUUUCAAAGCUGACGAUGGAUCUUUCCUUAAAACUGAAUCAGGCAAACAAUAUUCCGACGAAGAGCAUUCGUCUUACGGGGAAAAGGGUGAUAAUGAUCACAACAGCUAUGACGAAUUUGACAAAGGGCAGAAAAAAGUUUAUGAUUCGGCCGAAAAAACUGGUGACUACAAUCUAGAGAGUGGUCACAAAAAAGAACACAUCGAUACAUCCAAUGCCUAUGGUCAACACGAUGACUUGGAAAAGGGUGAAGAAGGUGCUAAGCAUGAACACAGUUCGUAUCAUAAAAAAGGAGGAAAGACUAAUGGUUUUCACAAAGUCUAUCAUAAAGACGAAUAUAAAAAGAACACGGACUUUUACGAUGAAAACCACAAAGACGGGCAGUUUAGUAAACACUUUGCCUUCGACCAGCAUCAUAAUGCAAAAGAGGGCGAUUUUAAAAAAGGUUCUCAUCACGAUUCUGGCUUCGAUCAUAGGGAUAAGAUGAAGAAAGAUGAUUUCCAUAAGGGUCACGACAUUAGUCACAAUCAAGGACACCACUCCAAAAAGAGUGAAGAUUCUUAUCAUAAAGAUUACUCUGAUUAUUUGAAAAAAGAUGGAAAACAAGCAGAAAAGAAACAUGGACAUUCUAAAAGUAUUGUCAGUCAUAGCUCACAUUUUUGUAAUGCUUUGUCGAUACUUAUAACACGAAUCGAGGUGAAGGAACCCGAAAAAAUAAAAAAUAAUUCGAAAAAAUCAAUAGUGAAAGAUAUGGAAACGUCAAGCAGCGAAUACGCGUUUAAUAGAAGAGGAAAUGAGUUUAAACGAUACGACACAAUUGGUCACCAUGGAACAGAUGAAUUUGCACCUUUUAUUAAAGGCGAUGGAUUUGGAAAUUCCAAUUUAAAUGUGGCUAACUCGAUUUACGGAUUCAAUUAUCCAACCACAUAUAAAAUUAGAAAUAUUGGUAAAGGUACCCUCGGUAUGGAAUCGAGUUUACGACGUUUAGGUGGACAGGAUAGUAGCCUUGGCAACAUCGAAGGAUUCGAUUACGAUGGAAGCGAUGGAUUUCGCAUUAAAGGAAGCCUCACUCGCUCUCAAUAUUAUGGUUUACCAAGACAUGCAGAAAAUUAUAAACUUUCGAGAAACAAACUGGGUCUUGGUGAUACGAAUAUCAGACUGCAUUCUAAUUUAGGUACUGACAAUUUAAGGAAAUCGAUAGGAAUACAAAAUGUUCCAUACGGUAAUAUUUUGGAAAAUGAUCUUCUCACCGAUAACAUCGUUAUACCCUAUAAAUUGAAUUUAGGUGAUGGAUUUAAGAACGGAAUUAUUGAUGACAAAUAUAAUUUCGCUAUUGGCGAUAUUUCGAGAUAUCAGGACGAAGAAAAGACUGAGGCAGUCGAAAAGCUCGGCAACACAUAUGAAGUAACCGAAGAUUUUGAUAAAGACGAAAAGGAAGCUAUCGGAAAAUCUCAUCUCUUUGGAUAUCAAGAAGACUUUGCAGAAACUAAAAAAGACGAGGAGGAAGAAGAUUUGAAAUACGGUAAAAAUGAAUCUGCUGCAAAGGAACUGUCGAGCGAAAGUCAUGGAAAAAACGAGAGUCAUAAAAAAGGUCACAAAACGUCAGGGUUUCAUAACGUUUACCACAAGGACGAAUACAAAAAGGACACGUCCUUUUAUGACAACGAGCAUGUCGACGAACACGAAGAAAGUUAUGGCUCGGAGAACAGCGAACACGAAGAAGCAGAAGGUGAACAAAAGAACAUCAAAAAGUUGGAUGCAGGUUACCAAGAGAACGAACACGCACAAAAGAAAAUAUUUCUCAAUGGUCAUCAAUACGGUACUGCUCAAGGACACGACAGGGAAGCUAGCGGAAAAGAGCAUUACGUCGAGAAUGCUGCAUUUUUAAAGAAAGAUGAACAAAGUGCAGCGAAAGUGAAAGUACCUUCAAUGGUUCCUUGUAUUCAUAUCUCAAACUUGGUUUUGACCAAACAAAAUAAAGAAGUAUUCUACGAAAAGCUUCAAAAGUGUGGUGAAGCUUGGUCAGUCGAUCGUACUCGUUGGUCCGUCAAAGUACCAACAAUGGCUUACUACGUGUCUCGGAUAUGUCUGACUUUCUUUCUCCUCUAUGCGAUUGUCGAUUUCUCAUCGGCAAAGAAGGUGAGAGACGAACGAGAUCUAGAAGUAGCUGCUAGCCAUCAUCACGGAGGUGGUGGUGGUGGCGGUGGUGGCGGUGGCGGCGGUGGCGGAGGUCAUCAUCACGAGUCUGGUGGAGGCCAUGAGCACCAUGGACAUCAUCACGAAGAGCAUGGAGAGAAAGGGGACAAAGGUUACAAGGGUUAUCACCAUCACGAGAAAGGCGAUCAUGGCCAUUAUGGUAAAGAACAUCACGAGGGACAUCAUGGCGAACACGGUGGACAUAAGAAGGGACAUCACGAAGAGGACGAACAUCACGGUCAUCAUCACGAGCACGAACAUGGCCACAAGGGCUCUAAAUUCGGUCAUUCGAAAGGUCACAAGAAAGGAGAGAAAACUCAUGGGUAUCAUCACAAAGCCCACAAAGAUGAAUAUCAUAAAGAACAUAAGUUCUACGACGAUUAUCACAAAGGCGGACACCAUGAGAAACAUGGAUCCCAUCAUGGACAUCACGGAAGCAAAGAGGGACAUCAUAAGAAGGGUGGACAUCACCACUCCGGUCAUCACGAGGAUCAUCAUGGAAAGAAGGGCCACCACGACAAAGGACACUUUGAUGAGGAUCACAAGGGACAUCAUGGAAAGCAUGGCCAUGAGGAACACUAUCAUCAUCACGAAGAUUAUGGGAAGAAGGGCGAACAUCACGGAGGGAAAUCUCACGGAUUCUCGAGCGGUGGUGGUCACGGAGGUGGCGGCGGUGGCGGCGGCGGCGGCGGUGGUGGUCACGGCGGCUACCAUCGCUAA